Messenger RNA from Suillus paluster, 586 nucleotides. RefSeq lists its product as uncharacterized. Lineage: Eukaryota; Fungi; Basidiomycota; Agaricomycetes; Boletales; Suillaceae. The transcript has 4 exons. Bases 176 to 475 code for a protein of 99 amino acids. The record is from RefSeq and is a predicted model, not a curated record.
AUCAUCAAUCCGUUUGUCUGAAGAGUUCUUCCCUCUGAGUCCACAGCGGUCACUCGUCGGUUCAGUCCGCUGCAUAUGCAUAUAAAUAGAGUUCGCACCGUACGUCUGCUUAAAUACACAUUCAUGUGACUGGACUCCGACGUCUUUUCAAUUCCUUCGUUCCUUCCGAUCCACGAUGACGAUUCACCACAUAGUUCUGUACAAGUUCAAGCCUGAAGCGACUCCAGAACAAAGACAGAGUGUGAUUGACUCCGUCAGCGCCCUUCCAUCACAGAUACCCGCCAUCCAGGGUCUUGUCACUGGUGAAAUACUGUUCAAUCCCCUUGCUCAUGGCUAUGACGACGGGGUUAUUUUUCUAUUUGAGAGCGUAGCCAAGUUGGACGAGUAUCGCCCGCACAAGGCGCAUACUGAUUAUCAGGCGUUUUCGGCGCCUUAUAUUGAAGAUAAACUCAUUUUUGAUAUCGAGACGGCCUAGAGGGGAAACGUAGUCUUUGAUAUCAUGUUGAACAGAUACUGCAUUUAUGAACCACCUUCUGGUUGGGACUAUUUUUUCUAUGUAGACAAGUAAUAUUGUCACAUGGGCAAU